AUUUUGGAUUCGGUGGUGUCUCGGUCGAGCGCGGGGCUUUAACGCCUUGAUCGUAGCUCGCGGAGGGACUCUCUGGCAGCGACGGGGUGUCUAGCGCGGGAACGCAGACAGCGCGGCACUGAGAAAGAGGGCUUCUCCCUGGGCAGUCAAAGCCGCAAAGGAUGAAACGAGGAAGAGCUAGUGACGACAGUUCAUCUGAAGAGGGUACUACAGAGAAAUCAAAGAAACUGAGGACUACAAGUGAGCAUUCUCAGACAUGUGACUGGGGUAAUCUCCUUCAAGACAUUAUUCUCCAAGUAUUUAAAUAUUUGCCUCUUCUUGACCGGGCUCAUGCUUCACAAGUUUGCCGCAACUGGAAUCAGGUAUUUCACAUGCCUGACUUAUGGAGGUGUUUUGAAUUUGAACUGAAUCAGCCAGCUACAUCUUACUUGAAAGCUACACAUCCAGAGUUGAUCAAACAGAUUAUUAAAAGACAUUCGAACCAUCUACAGUAUGUCAGCUUCAAGGUUGACAGCAGCAAAGAAUCCGCUGAAGCAGCUUGUGAUAUAUUGUCACAGCUUGUGAAUUGCUCUUUAAAAACACUUGGACUUAUUUCGACUGCUCGGCCAAGCUUUAUGGAUUUACCAAAGUCUCACUUUAUCUCUGCACUGACAGUUGUGUUUGUAAACUCCAAAUCCCUGUCCUCACUUAAGAUAGAUGAUACUCCUGUAGAUGAUCCAUCCCUCAAAGUACUAGUCGCCAACAACAGUGACACUCUCAAGUUGCUAAAAAUGAGCAGCUGUCCUCAUGUCUCUCCAGCAGGUAUCCUUUGUGUGGCUGAUCAAUGUCAUGGCUUACGAGAACUGGCCCUGAACUACCACUUAUUAAGUGAUGAAUUGCUACUUGCUUUGUCUUCUGAAAAACAUGUUCGAUUAGAACAUUUGCGUAUUGAUGUAGUCAGUGAGAAUCCUGGACAGACACACUUCCAUACUAUACAGAAGAGCAGCUGGGAUGCUUUCAUCAAACAUUCACCCAAAGUGAACUUAGUUAUGUAUUUUUUUUUAUAUGAAGAGGAAUUUGACCCAUUCUUUCGUUAUGAAAUACCUGCCACUCAUCUUUACUUUGGGAGAUCUGUAAGCAAAGAUGUGCUUGGCCGUGUGGGAAUGACAUGUCCUAGACUAGUUGAACUGGUAGUGUGUGCUAAUGGAUUACGGCCUCUUGAUGAAGAGUUAAUUCGUAUUGCAGAACGUUGUAAAAAUCUGUCAGCUAUUGGACUAGGGGAAUGUGAAGUCUCAUGUAGUGCCUUUGUUGAGUUUGUGAAGAUGUGUGGUGGCCGUUUGUCUCAGUUGUCCAUAAUGGAAGAAGUACUAAUUCCUGACCAAAAGUAUAGUUUGGAGCAGAUUCAUUGGGAAGUAUCUAAGCAUCUUGGUAGGGUGUGGUUUCCAGACAUGAUGCCCACUUGGUAAAAACCCUCUUACGGAGGGCAUGUUGAAUAGUACCUUAAUUUCAAGCAAAUACAUUAUAAUAAAAGUUUACUUGCUGUAGUUCUGAAAUAAUUCUAUUUUAUGGCACCAAAAUUUGCUAUUUCCAGUGAGUAUAUAAGGAUUGUUUAUUGGAAGACCUAUGAAUUAGUGUUGGUCAGAAAACUCCAUUUAUUUCUAUAGCUUAAUACAAUCAAAUCUCUGAAAAGUAAAAGAAAAAGGUGAUUUUUAUAUUUGAAAGUAAUAAGCAGUUAUAGAAACUAAAUAGUUUAUAGUCCGGUGGAAACAAAAACCUAUCUAAUAUCCAACAAGGGAAUGCUAAUAGGUUUUUUGAAAUGUUAUGUUCUCUAUGCAUUUUUUAAAAAAUGUAAACUUGACAUUCUUAGGGUCUUUAGUUAUACAUACACCUGUUAUAAGGUGUUUAAUAUAGCUCAGGAAAGUGAGCAUUUUGUGAGAAAAAUGUAGGAUAUACAGUAUAGUAUCUAAUGAAAAAAAUUGGUUAAAUGUUCUCAAAUGUUAUAAACCUGUUUAAAACAAGGAAUAUAUAUAAGUAAUUGGAACGCUUAGAAACUGGUAGUGAUCACAGGACAAUACAUAGAGCCAAGAUCAAAUUAAAAUAAAUGGAAGAGAAGGAAGGCAGUUAGCUUUGUAUAAACUUUUAGGAUUUCAUCUAUUAUCUGCUAAACCAUGUAAAUUCUUUAUUGAUAUGUUACUAUGUGUGUGGCACUUGAGGCAUUGUGAGGAAUGCCUUACCAGUUCUUGAUUUUCUUUGUUUAAACUAGUUUUUAAGUAUUAUUCAAUAAUUGAGAUGAAAAGCUUUUUUACUUUAAAAAAGCCAAAUUGUAAUCUAGAACUUUAAAAUGCUUAUAAAUUGUUUCCAUGAAAGAAUAUUAGUCUCUAGUGAAAUUUUGGUGAUGCCUCAUUUUCUAUUUUUGAGUUAUAUAGUUAUGUAAGUAGAAUUUUAAAUCAAAAAGUACCAGUGUACAGCUCAGUAUAAACAGUAAAUUUGAGAUAUUUAAAUUCAUAAUAUUUUUGAGUAAAUACUGCUCUAUGAACUGGAAAAUUUUAACAGAAAAACAUCUGCAGUUUUGUGAUUGUUAAUUUGGUUAAGCUGGUACAUUAUUUAAGUAGUGUUUCAUAUUACUUUAAAUAAAAGUAAACCCAUGCAUUAUAGAACCUGUAAAAUACUAAGUUUUGGGCUAUAUUUAGUUGGGUUUAUUUUUUUUAGAUAGUACAUAAACUCUGAUGAGUCUAGGCACUAGUGCUACCAUACCUUCCUAAGGCAAAUUGGAAGUGAUUUACCCCAAUGAAACACAUUAAUGCUUGAAAUGGCACUCAUCAGUAGUUUUACUUUUAGAAAGUAUCUUGGUAGUUAUGGGAGCUAACAGGCUAAAGCUAGAUAACCUUCUUUAAAAAUAAAAAGUGAUUUUCUAUAAUACAUGCUUUUCAAAAGUGGUAUUAGGGAUCAGGGAUAUAGCUUAGUGGUGCAGUCCCUGCAAGUUCUUGUGCCAAAAACAAAAAGCAUUCUAUCCUUCAGCCACAUAUAAUUGAGAAGAAUAAAGGAUCCAAAUUUGAACACUAAGAGCAAUUAUUUAUUAUUUCCCCUUUUGUUAAAUAGGAAAAAGCUUAGGUUGUACAAGAAAUACCAUGCUAGUGAAUUUUUCUUAAUUCUGGGAAAUGGAUUUGACAGUACAUUGUCAGUUCUACUAACCAAAGCUUUAUUUGAAAAUUCACUUUUUGUACAAAUUAUAUAAUGCUUGAAAUACCUUAAGUCACUUUAUAAGCAAAAUGUACAGUACUUAAUUUGUUUAUAUUGUAACAUAUGUUUAAAUGCUUUUAUCAAUUUGAGAAUAAAGAUAGUUACUAAUGUUGUA
Molecule: messenger RNA, 3334 nt
Organism: Cavia porcellus (domestic guinea pig)
Lineage: Eukaryota; Metazoa; Chordata; Mammalia; Rodentia; Caviidae
Gene: Fbxl3
Product: F-box and leucine rich repeat protein 3
Exons: 5
Coding region: 162-1445 (427 amino acids)
Molecular function (GO): protein binding
Source: RefSeq, a predicted model, not a curated record